This is a messenger RNA of Bubalus bubalis (water buffalo), 2808 nucleotides long. It is a transcript of the gene NFE2L2, whose product is annotated as NFE2 like bZIP transcription factor 2. The transcript is spliced from 5 exons. Gene Ontology annotation, biological process: regulation of transcription by RNA polymerase II; cellular response to oxidative stress. Gene Ontology annotation, cellular component: nucleus. Gene Ontology annotation, molecular function: DNA-binding transcription factor activity, RNA polymerase II-specific; RNA polymerase II cis-regulatory region sequence-specific DNA binding. The coding region runs from base 534 to 2309 and encodes 591 amino acids. Lineage: Eukaryota; Metazoa; Chordata; Mammalia; Artiodactyla; Bovidae. The record is from RefSeq and is a predicted model, not a curated record.
GGGUGGGGGGCUACGCCAGAGCGCGUGGGGGCGAAGGGCGUCUCUAACCGCGUCCCGGGUCGCCGGAGCCGAGACGCUGGAGCCGCGGCCGGCCCCCUUUCCGAGUUUGAGCGGCAGGGAGGCAACCGGGUAGGAGAGGGCGGACGCUGGCGGUCUGAGCCGGCGCGGCCCGGCCCUUCCGGGGCUGCGCCGCUCCCCCGCCUCGGAGCCGGCAAAAAUGUGCCUAGUCACGGGGCCGCUCUCGGGGGAACUGAGGUCUCCGGGCUGGGACCUGGAACCCCUCGUCUGCCGCUGCCCCUCUGCCCAAGACCUCCGAGGGCGCGAUCCGCGGCGCUGUUACCCUGCUGAGGGUUCUCCUAGGCAGAGUGAUCAAUCAGUCCAGCCUUGCGAUCGCCCUUAGGUCACUUGGCGAAAAUGCCCAGCUCCCAGGGUGGGGGCAGGCGGAGGUCACCAAGCGCCCAGCGUAUUCGGUUUCCCCGACGUACCGCGAUCGAACCCUGCCCUGAGCGCUGCCUCGCCCGGAGGGAAAGGACAUGGAUUUGAUUGACAUACUUUGGAGGCAAGAUAUAGAUCUCGGGGUAAGUCGAGAGGUAUUUGACUUCAGUCAACGACAGAAGGAGCAUGAGCUGGAAAAACAGAAAAAACUUGAAAAGGAAAGACAAGAACAACUCCAAAAGGAGCAAGAGAAAGCCUUUUUUGCUCAGUUACAACUAGAUGAAGAGACCGGCGAAUUCCUCCCCAUUCAGCCAGCACAACACAUACCAUCAGAAACCAGUGGGUCUGCCAACUACUCCCAGGUAGCCCCCAUUCCCAAAGCAGAUGAUUUGUACUUCGAUGACUGCAUGCAGCUUUUGGCAGAGACAUUCCCGUUUGUAGAUGACAAUGAGGUUUCUUCGGCUACGUUUCAAUCACUUGUUCCUGAUGUUCCCAGCCACAUCGAGAGCCCCGUCUUCAGUGCUCCUCCUCAGGCCCAGUCACCUGAAACUCUGAUAGUUCAGGUAGCCACUGCUGUUUUGGACGAUAUGCAGGCCAUUGAGCAAGUUUGGGAGGAACUAUUAUCCAUUCCAGAAUUACAGUGUCUUAAUAUUCAAAAUGACAAGCUGGCUGAGACUAGUACAGUUUCAAGUCCAGAAACCAAAGUGACAGAAAUUGACAAUUAUCAUUUCUAUUCAUCAAUGCCCUCACUGGAUAAAGAAGUAGGUAACUGCAGCCCACCUUUUCUCAACGCUUUUGAGGAUUCCUUCAGCAGCAUCCUCUCCACUGAAGACUCCAGCCAGUUGACAGUGAACUCAUUAAAUUCAAGUGCCACAGUAAAUACAGAUUUUGGUGAUGAAUUUUAUUCUGCUUUUGUAGCAGAGCCCAGUACCAGCAACAGCAUGCCCUCCUCUGCUACUUUAAGCCAGUCACUCUCUGAACUUCUAGACGGGCCCAUUGAUCUCUCUGAUCUGUCACUUUGUAAAGCCUUCAAUCAAAACCACCCUGAAAGCACAACAGCAGAAUUCAAUGAUUCUGACUCUGGCAUUUCACUGAACACAACAAGUCCAAGCAUGGCAUCACCAGACCACUCAGUGGAAUCUUCUAUCUAUGGAGACACAUUGCUUGGCUUCAGUGAUUCUGAAAUGGAAGAGAUAGAUAGUACCCCUGGAAACAUCAAACAGAAGGGUCCCAAAACACAGUCAGCGUGGCCUUCUGGGGACCCAGUCCAACCUUUGUCAUCAUCACAGGGGAACAGCGCUGCAGCACGUGAUUCCCAGUGUGAAAAUGCACCAAAGAAAGAAGUGCCUGUAAGUCCUGGUCAUCGAAAAACCCCAUUCACUAAAGACAAACAUUCAAACCGCUUGGAGGCUCACCUCACAAGAGAUGAACUACGGGCAAAAGCUCUCCAUAUCCCAUUCCCUGUAGAAAAGAUCAUUAACCUCCCAGUUGAGGACUUCAAUGAAAUGAUGUCCAAGGAGCAAUUCAACGAGGCUCAACUUGCAUUAAUUAGAGACAUACGUAGGAGGGGUAAGAAUAAAGUGGCUGCUCAGAAUUGCAGAAAAAGAAAACUGGAAAAUAUAGUGGAACUGGAGCAAGAUUUAGAUCAUUUAAAAGAUGAAAAAGAAAAAUUGCUCAAAGAAAGAGGAGAAAAUGACAAAAGCCUCCAUCUACUGAAAAAACAACUCAGCACCUUGUAUCUUGAAGUCUUCAGCAUGCUACGUGAUGAAAAUGGAAAGCCUUACUCUCCAAGUGAAUACUCCUUGCAGCAAACAAGCGAUGGCAAUGUAUUCCUUGUUCCCAAAAGUAAGAGGCCAGAUAUUAAGAAAAACUAGAUUUUGACCUUUUCUGAUCUAGUGAUUUUGGGUUUUUUUGUACUGUUAUACUAAAAAAGCUCCUACUGUGAUGUGAAAUGCAGAAAUAUACUUUAUAAGUAAUUCUAUGCAAAAUUAUACUCAACUAAUGUAGAAAAUAUAAAACUUUAAAAAGCAUUAAAAUAAGUUAUCAGUAUGCUGAAUCAGUAGUUUCACUUUAACUUUGUAAACUUAAAAUUUCUUAGAACACCAUUUGGGCUAGUUUCUAUAUACUGUAAAUACUACAAAAACUCCUUAUUUAUACUGUUCUUAUCUCAUUUGUUAUGUUCAUAGAUUUAUAUGAUACAUCUGGCUAAAAAGCAAAUUGUUGCAAAACUAACCACUAUGUACUUUUUUUAAUAAAUACCGUAUGAACAAAAAAAAAAAUGGCAUUUUUUUAUAUUAAAUUGUUUAGCUCUGGCAAAAGACAAUUUAGUUGAAAAGCUGGUACUAAUAAAGGACUAUCAGGACUGUUCUAGUA